AUGUGUAACCCCCUCAUCAUCGUGUUGCUGUGGUUUGUGGCAGCUCUCCAGGCUACUAACAUCACCGUUUCGUCCACGAUCUCUUGCAAUGUUACCAGCAUGAUCACCGAAACGGUCUUUACCACUCUUCACGUCACCCCUAUCCCCAUUACUAUCACUGUCUCUCCUGUCCCUGCUUCCUCGGUUAUCGCUCCCUUCCAGAACACCACUUGCACCAAAGGUGAAAACAAGACUGUGACAGUCCCCAACCCGUCCAUUGUCUCCUCUACCUUGACCAGUACCCGCAUUGCGUUCACUACAGUCACGCUUGACACUCAGACCACUGAAAAUGCCUCUGCUACUGAACUUGGCCCUACCUCGACUGGAUCGGUUGACAACAUGGAGACUACCACUACCGUGUUCACUACAAUCACGAGUGACAAUACGAUCACCGAAUCAGCCUCUGCUACUGAAAUUGGUCUUACCUCGACUGGAUCGCUUGACAACAUGACGACUACGACUACUGUGUUCACCACAGAACAAACCACGUCUACUCUCGUCUUGACCAACCUCACCAGCACUGAAACCGAACCCCAAACUUCGGAAAGCACUUCCGUCGAAUUCACCACCCUGGCCUCAGUCCCGGACAAUCUCAGUCUCUCCUUCACUCCCUUGCCCAGCGUCACUGCCAUCUUGCCUAUCCCAACACCUGCUGGGCCAUUCCCAAUCCCAAGUUCCCUGUCGUCUCACCUUACCCUCCUUGGCACCGACAACUUCAAUUUCAGUUCCACAUCCAUCCACGCCAGCACUGCGACAGACCUCGUGCCUCUGCCCACUGGUAGCACCACAACCACGACCGUCACCGUCGUCGACACAGCCACUGGCGCCAGCAUCGGUACAGGUACCGGCAUAGGCACAGGUACAGGCACAGGCUUGAUCAACCAGACCGCCUCCCUCAACAGCACCUUCGCAGCAAGCACUCUGACGCCGACAAUCCCAUCAAAUACGAUCUCGACGACCCUGAAUGCGCACAUCACUCUGAUCCCUGCAUCCACUGUCCCCGAAUCCAAGCAAGCCAAUGCCGCACGCUCAGUCCGCGCACCGGGCUCCUUCAAAUAUGCAGUCCAUCUGCUCACUCUGCUCCGUGCCGUGUGUGCUCGCGCCGAAGGUGGUGCUCCUCCUCUCCACGGUUCCGCUCCUGUCGUGUCGUCAACCUCAACCUGCGCUAGCACCCCCAACUCCAGCAGCGGCAGCAAGCCAUCAGAGACAACCACCACUGUCGUCAACACCACGACCAGCAGCACCACCACCGUGACCGCAACCUUGACCGCCCUGACCACCUUGCCGGUGAUAAUCAACACCACAGUCCCGUCCGCCUCAGCCAAUGAGAACACGACCACCAUCACCAUGCUAUUCAGCUUCAACACCUUGGUCACUGGCACUGGCAACCAACGCAUCCCGAGCACCGACCAGACUCAAGAGAUGACCGAGUUUACCGGGCUGUGGCCAAACAGUUCCGCAAUGUUGACCCCGACCCCAACCUCGACCUCGACCGUCGUGGUCACAUCGGCUCCGCAUGCGAGCAUGAUCAUCGACACCACAACCCAGCACAUCUUCACCACCACCGUCACCGGUGGCCUUCCGCCACGUGCUGGUGUUGCUAAGAUCGCACCUCCAAAAGGUCUGAUCUAUGCCACAGCUUCGUGCCUCUUCAUGCUGGCUGUUGGUGCCUGGAUUGUCUUGUGACCGGCCCUAUCGAGGACUGUUGACCCUUGAGUCCGAAUUGUGACUUAAGUCUCAUCCAUGCGGUCAUAAACAAUCCUUCAACCUCAACGAGUGUUGAAUUCAUGUUUCAACGGUGUGCAAAUUCAUCAGGAUACGAUGAAUAAUUUCAGGAAAAGGCUCUUUCACAGAUCGAAUUCCUCGAGCUGACUUGGUUCAAGUUAUGAGAAGGAUCCUGACGCCAAAGAAGCGUUCAGGCAAGAAACGAAAACAGAAAAUCCAAU
Exophiala xenobiotica is the source of this 1985-nucleotide messenger RNA. RefSeq lists its product as uncharacterized. The coding region runs from base 1 to 1725 and encodes 574 amino acids. Lineage: Eukaryota; Fungi; Ascomycota; Eurotiomycetes; Chaetothyriales; Herpotrichiellaceae. The record is from RefSeq and is a predicted model, not a curated record. The transcript has 6 exons.